Messenger RNA from Musca domestica (house fly), 912 nucleotides. RefSeq names its product serine/threonine-protein kinase phg2-like. The coding region runs from base 1 to 912 and encodes 303 amino acids. Lineage: Eukaryota; Metazoa; Arthropoda; Insecta; Diptera; Muscidae. The transcript has 4 exons. The record is from RefSeq and is a predicted model, not a curated record.
AUGGCCAUCCAUGGCCGAAUACUCACAGCAGACAAGAACGUUAUGGCCCACAACAUUCGCAUUAUAAUCAAGUACAACAAUACCGCUGCAAACAAUAUCCAGAACCAACAUUCCAGCAACACUUUCAGCACCGAUGCAUUUACAGGCACAACAACACCACAUAGUGGAGACUCACCAACAGCAAGUGCAUAUACAGCACCAGCAUUUGCAACAACGCCAACAGCCAGUGGCACAACAUUUUCAGCCACAGCUGUCGGAACACACAAACCACCACUAUGUACAAAUCUAACAACAGCCAGUUUCACAUCAUAUCCAGCACCAGCAGUCUCAACAACACCAACAGCCAGUGGCACUACAUUUUCAGCCACAGCUGUCGCAACAUACAAACCACCACUUUAUAGAAAUUCAACAACACCACAACGAAAGCGUUAUCCGCUACAACCCUCGUCUUUUAAUCAUUUACCUACCGAAUUGGAGAAUCUCAAUUUGAGGCAGAGUAAAGACAGUGAUCGCGUAACGGGUGUGGAAUCAAGCUAUGAAAAUGAGGAAAAUGAUGAACUGAUUCAUUUACAGGCACAACAACACCACAUAGUGCAGACUCACCAACAGCAAGUGCAUAUCCAGCACCAGCAGUCGCAACAACACCAACAGCCAGUGGCACAACAUUUUCAGCCACAGCUGUCGCAACAUACAAACCACCACUUUAUAGAAAUUCAACAACAGCCAGUUUUACAUCAUAUUCAGCCAGAGCAAUCGCAACAACAGGAAGAACAAAAUCACCAAUCCGUAUAUGUUCAACAACAGCCAUUGCCACAACGAAAGCGUUAUCCCCUACAACCCUCGUCUUUCACUAAUUUAUCUACCGAAUUGGAGAAUCUCAAUUUGAGGCAGAAUAAAGAUGUUAUCGCGUAA